CUAUAGAGGUCGUGGAUUGAAGCGAAAUACAAGAUGGAGCUCUGAAAUCAGUUGGGAGUGGCUGAGGUAUCAUAUUGCUAAAAGUAUCGUCGUAUAGUCAACGAUCGGGAGAUCACCUCAUAUCAGGUCGCAAAAGUAAAACAUCAAUUGGUUGAGAAGAAUCAUCAACAACUGAGAUGUCUUACCCACCAGCUGGCCCACAGGCAGGUUAUCCACAGCCUGGACAACCAGGUUAUCCUCCACCGUAUUCAGAGAUGCCGCCAGGGCAAGGCUAUCCUCCACCAGGACAUGUGGGAUUCCAGCCACAUCCAGGGUAUGUCCCACCUGGAGGACAGCCAGGUUACCAACCUCAGGGUUAUCAGCCUCAAGGGUACCCACCUUCUGGUGGAUAUGGGCAGCCAAUUGCAGCACAGCCAAUAAGUGGAGGGCCACCAGGAGCUCCUGGAUAUGGCUAUAACUCUGCAAUAAUGACACCUUAUCAGCCACCGCAAGGUGGAUGGAUGAAUAUGCCACAAGGCAAUCCCAAUAUCCCUCGCGGUUUGGAAUACCUUACUAUGAUUGACCAGCUGCUAGUACAUCAAAAAGUGGAGUUGCUCGAAGCGUUUACUGGAUUUGAAACUCAGAAUAAAUACACCAUAAAGAACAGCAUGGGACAGAAAGUUUACUAUGCCGUGGAAGAUUCAGACUGUCUCACACGAAAUUGUUGUGGCCCCCUGCGGCCAUUUGACAUGAAGAUUCUUGAUAAUUACAAGACGGAAGUGAUUCACCUGAACCGGCCCCUAGCCUGCGACAGCUGCUGGUUCCCCUGCUGUCUGCAACGUAUGGAGGUAUCGUCACCCCCUGGAACCGUCAUUGGUUCAAUUGAGCAGGAGUGGAGCAUUCUCACCCCACAGUUUAACAUCAAAAACAGUGCAGGCGAUACAGUGCUGAAGAUUGAAGGACCAAUAUGUACAUUCAGCAUCUGUGGAGAUGUUGAAUUCAAGGUUCUGUCUAGAGAUGGAGGUACGCAGGUGGGGAAGAUCUCUAAACAGUGGGCUGGGCUGCUGAGAGAAGCAUUCACUGAUGCCGACUACUUCGGAAUUACUUUCCCCAUGGAUUUGGAUGUGAAGAUGAAGGCGGUUAUGAUUGGCGCAUGUUUUCUGAUUGAUUAUAUGUUCUUUGAAAAGUCAGGGAACAGAGAAGGGGAUAGCAUUGGAAUGUUCUAACGCAACUGCAAGACUUAUUGCGUGAACAUGGCAACUAUAUGGGACAAAGUUUUUCCCAUACUUUACACAUAAAUGCCUUAUGUUAAAAGUUAAUGCUGCUAAUGUCUAUUUAAUGUGGUUUUAAAAGUUUAUGAGAGAAUUCUAAUAUGUUAUAGGAAUAUUUUCAUUGAACAUUGUCCAUCAUGCAGGAGGAGGAUCUAAUGACCACUAAUGAAGAAGCCAGUUAUCUACAAACUUUAUUAAUGGUAGCAAUCACAUGGUUUUAAUUGUGUCUGUCUGGUCCAUUGUUAUUAUAAUAUUGUUUACCAUCAAUUUAUUUCUGUCUCUUUUACACACUCAACAUUAUCCAUCUUGUAGGUCUUAUACUAAAACACAGUGUUUGAGAAACUGAGUUUGCUUCCAUCUUCAAGCAAAUGGGGAACUAAACUGAUGAAUCCAUUCACAUGAGCUGUCCCAACAACUGGCCUAGUUGUGCUUAUUGUGUAAAACCUUAUUGACUGACUAAUCAUACGUUCACAUUCACUCGCAUUCAGUCAGUUGGUCAGUCGUCACAUCCUUCUUGAGAUACUAAUAGCUGCCCAGCCUUUUAUAGAAUGACAGGGUCCAUUACCGUGUCCAUAAGAGCUUGCCUCUGUUCCCUAUCCUAAGCCACCUGAAUCAAGUCCAUACUCUCCAAUCCUUUUUAAGAUGCAUUUUAGUAGUAUUCUCUGAGCUGUGGCUAAGUCUUUCUCAAGUGGUCCCAUUUCUUUCAGGUCUUUCUAGCAAGACUUAAGCAUUUCUCUUCUCUCUCGAACACAUGCUACAUGCAGUGUCCAUCUCAUACUUCUUGAUAUCAUGAUCCAAAUAAAAUUUUAUGAGGAGUACAAAUUCUCAUGCGGUUUUAUUCAGCAUCCUUUUGGUUAUAAACUCUAGGCAGUGGGUAAUGUUCUGGGUGAAAAGACUGUCAGUGAUGUAGCUUCAUAAAAAUAUUUGUGAAUCAGUCAGUCAUCAUCAUCCUUUGUUUUCAUCUUGUUCAUUCAUAAAUGUUUGUGACCAGUUGUUCCUUCACUCUGUAUCUCCUUCUGAGGUGUGUGUACCUUUCUUGUACUCUAGCCCAUAUCUGCUCCAUUCUAGGGCCACCCUCUAGAACAUCAUGUAUCUUGAAUAUUAUCCUCUUGGUUGUGUUUUCCAUUUGGAUAAUGGACAGUGUUCAGAAUGAGUAUAACCAUGAUGAUGCAUAAUUGUGCACUUAAUUAAUUUAUCCAGAAUUGGUAAUUACCUUUAAUUUUUAAUUCCCUUUAUACUAUUUAUGAAAAUUGAACUGAACUGAACCACAUGUGAAAUCUUCACAUAUUAUUACUGUACUUGCUUGUACAUCAUUUGUAUAAUAUUGAGCAGCUAGCUGUAUUGUAUUUGUGAUGGCUCUAUACAUUAUUGCCGUUGAUAAGAUUCUUAAUACAUUCACUGCUAAUGAUUCUGUGGCGACCCCGCUGUCCCAGCAACAGAGACAACUCGCAGCUUCUAAAGCAGCUGGAAUAUUCAGGCAGUUUGUAUACCUGAUAAGUCUGAAGCACUUAUGUUCAAAUUUUCAGUAAUUUUUAUGUGUUUCUAAAAUAAAAUUGCAUUAAUUAGUAUUUUGGCAUUGGCAUGGAUGACUUGGCAGAGACAUUACAGAAGUAAUAUAUAUGCUAUUAUAAAAUUUAGUGUAUGGAUAAUUCACAAUUUCUCAUUCCUUAACUCUUCCACUAUUUCAGUGUUUCUUUUUGUGCGCUAGACUAGCCCUAAUUGUUGUUUCCCCCCAUAUUUUUCAUGAUUUUUUUAGGUUAGCUUAAUACUUAUGAUUGCAUAAAGUUCUUCCGUUCAUCUGUUGGUGGCAGUACCUGGCAAACUAUCGGCAAGAAGACACGUUCCCCUAAACUUGACAGAUGAGGAGGUUCAUGUGUUAACUCUGCUGUACUGGUACCUAUCGAUGCAGCUAUUCUCAGGACAACACUAAUGUAGUGGAAUUUAAACAUGAGAUGAUCAACAGCGCAGCUCAUUUUGUUAUGGUGUGGGUUUUUGUAGUGAUAGUGCUCCACACUUCUUUUCAGGAUGUGCUUAUUUCCAGUCUUAUCCAGAUCCAUUGGCUGUCCUGAUGUUUUUUAUGGUUUUCCUCAGUUCUUCCAGGCAAAUGUCAGGAUAGUACCUUGAUUAGGAUGCAGCUUAUACCUUCCAGAUCCUAUCCAACUCAGUAACAAUCCUGCCAUUUGGUACUAUGUUGUGUAGAUGUUGACAGCAUCAUAAAGUUAUCAUGUUUAAUAAAUAGUGUUCUUUCAGAUUUGAAAAGAAAAACUCAUGCUAAAAUAUAUUAUAUAACAAAGUAAUAUAUGAUUCUGGAAAGAAUUCAAUCCUUCACGUAUUCUGUCACUGCUGUGUGGACUGAGUCAUGGAAUGUGCCAACCUACAUUACAGUCCUCUGUUGUUUUCUGUAAGGUGACAUUUUUCUGCUAUACUUCAUGUGUUGCUUAUUAGUACUCAUUGUAUCCUGUGAUAUCUAAAAUUAGCAUGUCCUUCAUGGUAGCUUUUGGUUAUAUUUUUUUGUAAUGACACUAGGAUUGAAGCAUAAAAAAGUCUAGUAUUACAGACUAUAUGUACUGAAGCAUUUCGUGAACUUCAUAGAAAUGAUAAAUAAUUCAUAUUGGAUGUUUCAGAUUAUGAGUCUGCUUAUGCAGGUGUUUUUGUUUUUGAAACGUCUUUAUUGAUCUAAUUUACUUAUUUUUUUAACGUAUGCUUCUUGCUUUUUCAUAUAUAAGUAAGUAUGAUCAGGCUCAGUAUUUCAAUUUUAUGUUUAUGUUACUUUAAAAUAAAGUUUACUCUUAAUUUUUAGGGGUUAAUGGAGCAGAGAGAAAUCAUAGAUAAUAAAUAAACUACAUUAAUCCAAAGUUAGCUUAUUUUAAAUCUGAUACACUUUGGAUUAUAUAUUAUGUAGUACAAGACUGAUUUUCUGCUUAGUGUAAAGUUGGGUGAUUUCAGGGCACUUUCAUGCAAAAAGUAUGAAAAUGUUCUGUUAACCACAAUGUUUUUUUUUAUUGAAAACUAUCUUCGAAAGAUUCAACUUGCAGAUGGCAGCAACUGAGUGAAUAGCUUGUGAUGUAACAGGGCUGUAAAUGUUACGAAAUGUGACUGUGUAUAAUCUCCACACAUAAUUGGUUGUGUACUGUAUAAUUUCAAUAGAGUAGCUUUGGUUAGUGUUACUGUCAUGGAUCCAUAUUGAGGUGUAUGUAAUUGUGCAUUUAUUUUAAAUUUAAUAUGAUCACUAAUUUAAUGUUUAAACUGAUGGAAAUGUUAAUACAAAAAUAUGUUCAUCAUUAAAUAACUGAUGUUAAUAGUCACACUACAUCGAUGCCUGAGGACAUGGAAGGAUUCAACAGAUUAUUGCUUAUUUCAGUUUGGAUUUCUCAGUGAGCUUCAAAAUAUUUUUCAUGCUUUUUGAAGUGUAGGGAAUUUGUCUUUCUGUAUGAAAGCAGUAGUUGAUAAUUAUGUAACUGCACAUUGCACAUGGGGUGAUGAAUAUGAAUUUGGUUUGUGGGUUGUGUGAAGGUGUUAAAAUUGAAGACUUUUGGUGGUGCUGCUCUUGUGUAGUAUGGUGGACAGGUAGUAAUGUUCUGAGGCAACCUGUUGCCUUUAUCUUGGAUGUGGUAGGUGAGGGUUCCUCAGAGACAUUCGAUACCUAUUUGCCAUGCUACACAGAGUCACAUCUCAGAAGUCUGCAAUCUUAAUACCUUUUUGAAAACCUAAUUUCUCACAUGUGAGAAUAUUCAGAUAGGCUUGAUAUGUCAUAAAUAUUUGAUAUUUUAUAUAAAAUAUGUGGUUCCAUGAAGAAAAUUAAAUGCACAAAGUUCCUCACCAAAGAACACAUUUUGUAAGUUUCUGAAGGGGAUUGUGGUUUCUUCUUGUAAUUUGGCAGCUGUAUUUACCAUUUGCCCAACCUUUCUCAAGAUAUGAACGAAUGGCAUAUAUAACUGGAUUUAUCGCAUAAAUACAUGCUUGAAAAACUUAUAUUCGCGAUGUCCAGAAGUUCAUACAUAUGGAUUCCACCACACGGUUCUGUGAUGAACUUAGAAAUGAGAAUGGCCCUUGACAAAAUUAUUGACUGACACAUAAUUUUCGUAGAAAGCAUGAUGAAAGUUUAAUGUGACGUAGCAACGAACAUUCAACUUUUAAUUCUUUUCAUUGAAAAUCAUAUGUUGACUGAGAUUUUAUCAAUGGAAGUUUUAUCCUCGGUGUUCAUAACAGGAUUGUGCAGUGAAAUCUGUGGGUACAAAUUUUCAGAUAUCAUGUACACAGGCAUGAUAUGGAAAUGUGUACAGCCAUCUGUGGCAUUAAUAUACAAAAUGCGCAUGAUUUGAAGUGAUGUAAUGAUUUGCAGCUAAACGAAAAUCAACCUACAUGUUCUAUGGAAAAAUAAAGAUAAUAUUCCACCACAAAAAUGUUUUGAGUGACCUUCAUGCAGAGUUGACUUUGUACAUGAAAGAAAUUAUUUGUACAGGUGUGUAAUAUUUAUCUUUUAUUUCAAAUACAGAUUAGUUUUUA
Messenger RNA from Cryptotermes secundus, 5756 nucleotides. RefSeq names its product phospholipid scramblase 2 (gene scramb1). Gene Ontology annotation, molecular function: phospholipid scramblase activity. The record is from RefSeq and is a predicted model, not a curated record. Gene Ontology annotation, cellular component: plasma membrane. Gene Ontology annotation, biological process: plasma membrane phospholipid scrambling. NCBI's taxonomy places the organism in Eukaryota, Metazoa, Arthropoda, Insecta, Blattodea, Kalotermitidae. Bases 177 to 1205 code for a protein of 342 amino acids. The transcript has 9 exons.